AUGUCAUUGACCUCAUUUCAGACCAUCACUGAAACUUCAACUAUUUGUUCCUCGCGAUGGAAAAAAAAUACAGCAGCAGCUUCAUUAACGAUAAUACCUCAAGACGAAUCUCGAUUCAAAGGAAAGCUGCUCGCUCCCGAAACCCGAAAUGAAAAUCUAGAAGAGCCCAUCGGUGGAGUCGGUGGUCACCUGUCCUACAUCAUCAGUCAAGACCGACCAGCAUCUGGCACAGAUACUAACCGAAAGCACAAGGAGCCGUCUAAGGGCGAGGGUCCACAACACAACACUCACACAGCGCGUCGGUGCCGCUUGCGCGUGCUCGUGACGCGCACCAUGGCCGUGCUCGAUCGUCAGCUAUCGACCGUGCGCCGGCCCGCGCCGCCCAGCGACUGA
Danaus chrysippus (African queen) is the source of this 393-nucleotide messenger RNA. Lineage: Eukaryota; Metazoa; Arthropoda; Insecta; Lepidoptera; Nymphalidae. The record is from the annotation of a GenBank genome assembly.